Molecule: messenger RNA, 3095 nt
Organism: Scatophagus argus
Lineage: Eukaryota; Metazoa; Chordata; Actinopteri; Scatophagidae
Product: inactive dipeptidyl peptidase 10-like
Exons: 22
Coding region: 1-2139 (712 amino acids)
Biological process (GO): proteolysis
Molecular function (GO): serine-type peptidase activity; dipeptidyl-peptidase activity
Source: RefSeq, a predicted model, not a curated record
AUGCGCUCCUCUCAUGUGUCACCCUUCACCGACAGCCUUAUCAAGGAGUCAUCACUGAGCUGUCACCUGCUGUGUGACGGCUGUCUGCUGAGUGAUGCUGACAUCUUUUUGAAGGAGAUGAACAGCAGUCAAGUUGCAGUCUACCAGCAUUCUUUCUUGGCAUCAUACCUCAUCUACAACCUGUACACAAGGGAAGUGCGGGAGCUGAAUCCUCCUGAGGUGUCCGAUUCAGUCCUCCAGUUUGCCUCGUGGGGCGUUCGAGGUCAGCAGCUGCAUUUUGACUUGUGGAAUUUAUUAAUUUAUUUGCUUUCUGUCCUGCAGAUAUAUAUAUUUGAAAACAACAUUUACUACCAGACGGAUGUUCAGAGCAGCUCAUGGAGGCUCACGUCUUCCGGACAGGAAGGCAUCAUCUUUAACGGCAUCGCAGACUGGCUGUAUGAGGAGGAGGUGUUGCACACACAGGUGGCCCACUGGUGGUCACCUGACGGCUCCAGACUGGCCUACCUGACUGUCAACGACUCCCUGGUUCCGAACAUGUUCCUGCCCCGCUUCACAGGCUCGCUGUACCCCAGGGGGAGGGAGUACCCUUAUCCAAAGAUGGGUCAAAUCAAUCCCACGGUCAGGCUCUACGUCGUCACUGUGGACGGCAGCUCCCUAACAACUGAACUGAGGCCUCCUGACAGUUUUGAGAAGAGUGAGUACUACGUCACCAUGGUGAAGUGGGUGACUCGGGAGAGGCUGAGUGUGCGCUGGGUGAAUCGGGCUCAAAAUGUGUCAAUUCUUUCGCUGUGCGACGUCACAACGAGCGACUGCACAAAGAAACACGUGAUGACGUCGGAAAAGUGGCUCGAUCGACAGAAUGAGGAGCCAGUGUUUUCUAAGGACUGCACAAGAUUCUUCAUCUCUGUGCCCUUGAAACACGGCGGCCACGGGACAUUCACCCAUAUCACCAUGAUCUCCAGCCCAUCCGAAGGUCAAGAGGGCAGCGUUCGCCACCUGACCUCAGGAAGCUGGGAAGUCUCUCAAAUCCUGGCCUUUGACGAGAACACGAACUCAGUUUAUUUCUCAAGCUCAGAGGGAGGCUCGACACAGCAGCAGCUGUACAGAGUCUCCACCGUGGAUCCGUUUCACAAAGAAUGCCUCACCUGCUCCCUCUUCAAAUUAAAGUGCACCUACUACGACUCGAUCCUCAGCCCGGACUUCCAACACGUCCUUCUCAACUGCAGAGGUCCUGGAAUCCCUCAGACUACUCUUCACAAACUCAGUGAAAUGAACAAGCACAGGACUCUGGAGGGGAACUCAGUGUUAAGACAUGCCCUGAUGAACAGGACACUACCCAAGUGGGAAAGAAGAACUGUGCAAAUCAACAACUUCGCACUUCGUCUGGAGUUGAUUGUCCCAGUAGCUUUGGAUGAAACGAAGGAGCACCCACUUUUACUGAUUCUUGACAGCUCCCCUGGUGGCCAGGCCGUGAGUGACCGUUUCUUCCUCAGCUGGGACUCUGUGCUGGUCAGCUCGGACGGCGUCAUCGUGGCUCGUCUGGACGGCCGGGGCAGCGGCUUCCAGGGUCAGAGGAUCCUGCACGAGGUCCACCAGAGGCUGGGAACCGUUGAUGUUCAGGACCAGAUUACAGCUCUGGAGCACCUGGUCAGGCUGCCGUAUGUUGAUGGCAACAGAGUUGGGGUUUAUGGAAAGGCGUAUGGAGGAUUUCUCUCCUCCCUCCUGCUCCUCUCCCACAGCUCUGUUUUCCGCUGUGGCAUCGCUGCAGCUCCAAUAACGAACUGGAGACUCUACGGGUCGGCCCACGCUGAGAAAUACUUUGGCUCUGCAGUGAAAGAGGAUCCCAAAUACCAAAUCUCCGGUCUGCUCAGUAACAUCACAGCGCUGAGUCCUCUGAACUUUCUUAUCAUCCACAGCACAGCAGACGCCACUGUUCAUUUCCAGCAUUCUGCCGAACUGGUCAAGCUGCUGUCUGCGGCAAAUGUUAAUUACACUCUCCAGAUUUUCCCCGAUGAAGGCCACAACAUCGUCUCAGCCAAAAGCCGACACUACAUGCUGCACUCCGUGCUCACCUUCUUCAGGCGCUGCUUUGAGGAGGAGCAGGCUGUUGUCCCGGAGACAACUAAAGAAGACAACUAACCUGCGGAGCCUCCUGCGGUGACUCAGUUUGGCCGAGCAAACGCCAUCAUGAGCCAACAAAGAAAGGUUGUGUCUUCCCGGAAGGCCUGCAGACCCACAGUGUGUAAGAUACCGUAUGUAGCAUAUCGAGGCCAGCGGGGCGCUUCCAAGGUUGUGCCGUUUUAGCUGUUGAAGUGAAAAGGUGGUCGCAUCGUCGCUGUAUUUUAAUACUUUAGCUCAUUAUUAUGGUGUGUAAUGUUUGUACGAGCCUCUCCAUCAGCCUGUUUGUUCUCCUGUGUGGUUAAACUGGUUUUGGACUUCCCCACUUCCUGUUCCUCACGUGCGUCUGAUCUCUCUUGGCUGGUUUGUUUGUCUCAUGUACUGAAUCCAAAUGUCAGGGAAUCAAUUUUAAAUAAAAAUCUUUGGCCGGCCACUGUAACCUACUGUGAAUAUUUCGAUUUACUACGAACAAAACAACUUAAUGCCAAAUUCAGACCACAUCACAAAACAUUAUUUGCAGGUGCCUUUACCUUCCAUCCAUUCGACAUUAUGAGAAGUCACUCUGGUGGCUCCAAUUAGAUGAUGAAGCACUGGGGUUUACCAGAACUUCUGUAUUUUUAAAAGAUGAUUUCAAUGAUUCCUCGUUUUGCCCAUAAGACUGACAAACUAUUGCCACAUGGUGGUUUUAAUCUCAGGUAGUCAUUACCUGAAACGGUUCACCAUCAUCUGCACUGGUCAGGGUUUUAAAUCCUGUGUGGAGCACAGCGGUGGGAAACGUUUUUCAGUGAUACUGUUUGUAGCUGAACUCUCUAGUCCUGUCAUUUAAAAGCCUGUCCAGACAGACGUUCUCGUAUGGUGCAGCGAAUCUCUGGCUUUCUCUGCAGUAAAGUUGUGUGAAAGAGAGCGAGUCAAAAACGUUCCUGCUAAUCAUUAAUAGCAGUAACACCAAUACGAUGGCAGAAAAGAAUUAAAGUCAU